Molecule: messenger RNA, 1972 nt
Organism: Phalacrocorax carbo (great cormorant)
Lineage: Eukaryota; Metazoa; Chordata; Aves; Suliformes; Phalacrocoracidae
Source: RefSeq, a predicted model, not a curated record
GGCCGCGCCUUGUUUGUUCCGGCGCCGCGUGGUCAGGGCCGCCGCCGCAGCGGGAGCCGGAGCCGGGGGCGGCGGGGCCCGGCCUCUCCCUCCCCGCCAUGUGGUUCAUCUACGCCCUGAGCUGGUUCUCCCUCCUCAUCCAGGUGGCCUUCGUCACCCUGGCCAUCGCUGCUGGGCUGUAUUACCUGGCGGAGCUGAUCGAGGAAUACACGGUUGUCACCAGGAGGAUAAUCAAAUACAUGAUCUGGUUCUCCUCGGCCGUGCUGGUCGGCCUCUACCUCUUCGAACAUUUUCCUGGUUUCAUGGUGGGUGUGGGGCUCUUCACCAACCUGGUCUACUUUGGUUUGCUGCAGACCUUCCCCUUCAUCGUCCUGACGUCCUCCAAUUUCAUCCUGUCCUGCGUGCUGGUUAUAUUCAAUCACUACUUAGCGUUCCAGUACUUCGCCGAGGAGUAUUACCUGUUCUCUGAGGUUCUCGCCUACUUCACGUUCUGCCUGUGGUUAAUUCCUUUCGCGUUUUUCGUCUCUUUGUCGGCUGGAGAGAACGUCCUGCCUUCCACGGUGCAGCCUGGAGACGACGUGGUCUCCAACUACUUCACCAAGGGGAAGAGGGGCAAACGCUCCGGCAUCCUCCUCAUCUUCUCUUUCAUCAAGGAGGCCAUCCUGCCCAGCCGACAGAAGAUUUACUGAGCCCUGGAUGCAGCCGGCCUCGGCUGCGGUGAAGGAGCAAGGCAGACCCAAACUGUGCAGAGGGCUGCGAGGCAGCACUGUCCCAGGUCUCGCUCGGACCCUCCUCGAUGCCUCCAGAAGGGAUUUUGCUGGGAAUGAAUAAACUGGGCGAUGGCUGGAGGUGCCAGCGGCGCUGGACAGACAGACGGGGAGGCCUCGCACCUUUUUAUACAGCUCUGCUGAUCCCCCGGGACUGUGCGCAAGGAGGAUGUUUGGCCCUGGCCGAGCGCGAGGGGGGUCCGGCCCCCCGGCGCUGCCCACCCCGCUCGGGGACCCGGGACAUGCUGUCAUCUGCCGGGGUUUAAAGCCAGGAGUUUGUGUAGUUUGGCUGUGGGGGAACGGUUCCCUCGGUGCGGCAGCAGAAUGCGCUUAACGUUUAACUGAGGUUUACGCAGAGCCAUUAAUUAGAAAAAAAAAAAGGAAAAUAAAGUAAUCAAACUGUCAAACCACGGCGUGGCCCGCUGGGAGCCGGCCAGCGCUGGAGGAUGCCCCGCGUCGGGAGGGGAGCGCGGGGGCGGGCGCCUCUCCCUGCGCCCCGCAGCUGCGGGGAGGUGACCUGGAAGGACUCGACGUCGCUUUUUGUUUGAUUCCAAUGUUGGAAAUACCGUUUUCACUCUCCCCUGGUUUUGUGGGAAGCCUCCCCGCGUGGCAGGGACGCCGCGGCGGUGCUGGCCGGUCGGGUGAGGCCCCGGCAAGCUGUUUCACAGAGCGCGAUUCUCCGCGCCGUGUGAGGGGGGCGAGGCGCUGAGCGAGUCGCCUCGGCUUCCCUUGGGUGUCUGCUCAGUGUUCCCUGGGCUGCUAACCUCGCCGGGCCUCCCCUCUGUCCUAAAGGGAAAGGAAAAAAGGAUCAUACUGAGGAGGAGGUGAUCCCUUUGUUCUUGUAAUCAUAAAAACCCCCUUUUUUUUUUUGCCUAACUGUUGGUCACUUUCAGCCUGUGCUCGAUCCGCCUGUGCUAGCCAGGAGCCGGGGCUGCGUGCGGCUCUAGCGCAGGGACGCCCCAGCUCAGCUGCGCAAUUUCACGGUUCGGGAAGGCUUUUUGGGGAGUUUCGGAAGGAAAAUGGCUCAUUUUGCGGCCAGUUCUGAAGGCGAAGGUGAUGCACGUGGUCCCGCCGCUCCCCUCCCUGCCCCUGGGUUUGUUCAGGGGCCGCUAACACGGGUUUUGAUGCUGGUUUAAUAGAAAUGUGGUUUCUGUUGGAGGGCUGCUCGUCUAAUAAAGGCUACGGAUGAAGCUUGCCUUAUUAGA